AAUUGUAAAAGAUAGUUCAAAUGACAUUGACAUUGUCAAUACAAAUUAUGUUUUAGCUGUAGUGCACAAUGUACCCAUCUAAGAAUAUUGAAGUAAAAUAAGAAUUCAAAUUUUAUUGACAUGCUGUAUAGUUUCAGAAUCAAAUAAAUUGAAACCCUCGGCAAUCAUGAGGAUACCGAAAAAAUUUCAGAAAUUAUUAUUGUUUAACGCUUGUGUUCUUUUAAUAGUAUGGUUUGUGACGAUUUUGGAGAAUCCACCAAGGAUCAAUGAAAUUGAGAGUACAAAUUGUAGGUUUGGAGAUGAUUAUGUGAGUCCAGGUGAAAACGAGAAAUCAAUUAAUGACCGCAGCCAGCCCGGUAUGGUUUACAUCUUACAAUGGACGAAGCCAGAUAAAGAACCAUACACGUUUUUAAAGGAGGGUCAAGAAACAUUCAAUGAAAGAAGAUGUCCUGUAAAAAAUUGCUACGUCACAUGGAACAGAACUUAUCUAUGCGAUGUAACACAAUACGAUGCUAUUUUAUUUUAUAGCCACAUCGUGAGUAAAUCGCUCACACCGACACCAUCCAAGAGAACUGCAGAACAAUAUUACGUGUUUGUUAGCCCAGAAGCUGCAGGCCACAACCAAGUGUAUCAUAAGAAAUACAAAACCUUUUUCAACUUGACCUGGACUUACAAAUUAAAUUCAGACGUGUUUUAUGGAUACAUCCAAGUAGAAAAUAAAAAUGGCGAUAUUAUCGGGCCUAAGGAAGUGAUGCACUGGCCAAAACUCGAGGAAAUGGAUCCUAUCAGUGACAAAGUGAGAGAAAAACUUAAUUCCAAAAAAAAUGCAGUUGCUUGGUUUGUUUCUAACUGUCAUGCGAGGUGUGGGAGAUUUGGAGUAGCCAUUAAAAUUCAGAAAGAGCUUGCUAAAUACAACAUGUCGGUUGAUAUCUAUGGUCGUUGCGGGACAAAAACAAUUUCAGAGAACAUCACUGCUUGGGAACUUGUUGAAAGAGAUUAUUAUUUCUAUUUUGCAUUUGAGAAUUCGAUAAACGAAGACUAUGUUACGGAAAAGUUACUGAAUGCCCUGCAGCAUUACGCUGUGCCUAUAGUUUACGGGGGAGCCAACUAUACCAGGUUCAUGCCAAAUGGAAUAUAUUUAGAUGCCCGGAUCCUUUCACCAACAGAAUUGGUCAAACAGAUGGUGGAUCUAAUAAAUGAUAAAGAGAAAUACUUUGAUUUGUUUAGAUGGCACAAUUAUUAUAAUUAUUAUUAUGCAGGCGGCGCUCCAGAGACCGAUUACUAUUGCAACUUCUGUAAAACGAUCAAUGACUUGAAGAAGAUGAAUUAUAAACAUGUUUAUAGAAAUUUCUAUCAAUGGUGGAAUGAAUGGACAGCUGAAUUUGCGGAGGAUAAUUAAAUUUUUUUCUUGACGUGUUACAUUUUCCGUACAUAAAAUGCCCUAUGUGAAAGUGAGACAGAUGUAUGCGCUUUAGUGUAGUCUCUUUCGCACCUCAGCUGUUAGGUUAUUAAAUGACAAUGUGAAACAAAUUACUGUUCUUGUAGAGAUUCUUUUCUUUUAAAAAUAAAUUAAUUGGCAAAUUUGAUUUGACUUGGAUAAUUUCAAUCGUAGUAAUCGGUGGGGUCAUUAUUUAUUUCAAUCAUUAUAAACCAGUGUUUAUUUUUAGUUUGGAUGAAUAAAAGCAAAGUAUAUCUUGAGGAAA
This is a messenger RNA of Trichoplusia ni (cabbage looper), 1703 nucleotides long. RefSeq names its product alpha-(1,3)-fucosyltransferase C-like. The record is from RefSeq and is a predicted model, not a curated record. Gene Ontology annotation, cellular component: membrane. Gene Ontology annotation, molecular function: alpha-(1->3)-fucosyltransferase activity. NCBI's taxonomy places the organism in Eukaryota, Metazoa, Arthropoda, Insecta, Lepidoptera, Noctuidae. Bases 167 to 1399 code for a protein of 410 amino acids. The transcript is spliced from 2 exons.